Molecule: messenger RNA, 552 nt
Organism: Pseudocercospora fijiensis CIRAD86
Lineage: Eukaryota; Fungi; Ascomycota; Dothideomycetes; Mycosphaerellales; Mycosphaerellaceae
Exons: 1
Coding region: 1-552 (183 amino acids)
Source: RefSeq, a predicted model, not a curated record
AUGGCACAUAUCAUUCUCACCGGCGCUACAGGCAUAGCAGGCGCCGGCAUCCUAUCCUACGCUCUCACCUCGCCCGCUAUAUCGAAGAUUUCCAUCCUAUCUCGACGCCCAGUCAAGCUUGCGAACGAUCAACCCAAAGCACACGUCAUUAUACACAAGGACUUCAAGAUCUACUCGCCCGAAGUUCUUGCUCAACUCAAAGACGCUAUAGGAUGUAUUUGGGCGCAAGGCAAGAGCAGUAUCGGCAUGUCUGAGCAGGACUACACGGAACUCACCCUGGACUAUCCGCUUGCUGCUGCCCGAGCGUUCGCCAGCCUCGGAGCGCACUUCAACUUUGUCUACAUGUCUGGCGAAGGAGCGAAUGCCGAGAAAGAGACUGGACAAUUGUUUGCCAGAGUCAAGGGCCGAGCCGAACGUGAGCUUUCAAAGCUGCAGGAGCAGGAACCAUCUCUGCGAGUGUACAAUAUAAGGCCCGGCGGAAUCAAUCCUAAGGGCAAGUUCCUUGCCGAGCGCACGCCGAACAUCAGUGAAGCUCGCGAUCGGGAACGGUGA